Messenger RNA from Salvia splendens (bonfire salvia), 1413 nucleotides. RefSeq names its product probable serine/threonine-protein kinase PBL11. The coding region runs from base 527 to 1225 and encodes 232 amino acids. Gene Ontology annotation, molecular function: protein kinase activity; ATP binding. Gene Ontology annotation, biological process: protein phosphorylation. Lineage: Eukaryota; Viridiplantae; Streptophyta; Magnoliopsida; Lamiales; Lamiaceae. The transcript has 6 exons. The record is from RefSeq and is a predicted model, not a curated record.
AACUCUGCAUUAAAAAAAAGACAUAGUAACAGAUGGUACAUAUAUGGGAGUUGAGCUGCAGAUUUUCAUCUCCAAUGGCCGCAUUUGUGGAAGACAAAACUUCAAAGGCAUGUGCACCAUUUAUCACAGUAGAAUUUUACAAAUUGAUAGUCAAAGAUGGCGGUUUCCACUUGCGGUGGUGGAUGAUUAUCUCAACAUUCUGUUCUCAAUUAUGCAAGCUUUUACGCUCAAUUAUCCAAAAAAGAUAUUGAAUUUUUUGAGAUUCAAUGUAUCGGAACUAUGAUAACUGGGAGAAGUUGGUUGCAGCUGUUCUAAAGAGAGAAGAGUUCCGGCGGCUUGCACUCUGCGACAGCUUCAGCACCUCAAAUUCAACUAAUUUCAGCUUUGAUUCCGAUGUUCCUCUCGAUAUUCGGGCGAGAGACUCGAUCAUGCAGAUCUAUCUAGUCAGGAAACUUUCGUUUUCCGUGAUGUGAAGGCCAUAGAGUAUGGGGAGAUAAAAAAAGCUAUCAAAAACAUUCACCCAGGCAUGUUGUGGGGGAAAGGGGCAGAGGCAAAUGGUUGUGUUUAUAAAGGAUGGAUCCAUGAACACAAUCUUACCGCAGUGAAGCCUGGAACUGGAAUUACUGUUGCUAUCAAGAAGUUGAAACGCGGAGGUUAUCAAGGAAAUAGGCAGUUGGCAGUAGAAUUGUUGCAGGAUGAAAUACAUUAUUUGAGUCAACUCCAUCACCCAAAUUUGAUCAAACUUGUCGGAUAUAUCUGCAGUGCAGACAACAGGAUUCUGGUAUACGAGUUCAUACUCAAAGGAAGCUUGGACAACCAUUUGUUCACAAGAGGGCAUAAUUUCCUUGAUUGGGCAACAAGAGUCAAAGUGGCUAUAGGUGCUGCAAGAGCUAUUUCCUUCUUGCAUGACUUGGAAAUACCGGUCAUACAUCGAAAUAUUAAGUGUAGUAACAUUCUUUUAGAUGGCGACUUUAACAGCAAGUUGUCGGGCUUUGGUCUUGCAAUAGAUGGUCCUUCGACUCAUGUAUCAAGUCCAGUUAUUGGUACAUACGAAUAUGAUCCUCCGGAGUACAUGACAACAGGUCACUUGACUACGGGAUCUGAUGUGUAUGGUUUUGGAGCCGUUUUGCUCCAAAUAAUGUCAGGGCAUCGAAUUAUUGACCCUAAACAGCCUGCGGGAGAGUAUAAUCUAAUUGAUUUUGCAAAACCUUAUUUUAAACCCUAAACCCUGUCCGCAAUAUCUGUGUAUAGAACCAAGACUACGACCAAAAAUGUCCGAGGUUGUAGGUGUGCUUGAAUCACUGUAAUACCAAUGUAUGCUUGGUUAUGUUUUGAUGCUUGUAAAGGAAAUUGUUACAAACUCUCAAUUAAUGUAUGAGAGUGUAUCUAUAAACAUAUGACCAUUACUAUGCA